Messenger RNA from Populus euphratica (Euphrates poplar), 810 nucleotides. Its product is annotated as putative UDP-glucose flavonoid 3-O-glucosyltransferase 3. NCBI's taxonomy places the organism in Eukaryota, Viridiplantae, Streptophyta, Magnoliopsida, Malpighiales, Salicaceae. Gene Ontology annotation, molecular function: UDP-glucosyltransferase activity. The transcript has a single exon. The coding region runs from base 1 to 810 and encodes 269 amino acids. The record is from RefSeq and is a predicted model, not a curated record.
AUGGGUGUUGUGGUCAACACUUUCUUGGAGCUGGAAUCCCAUGUAAUGAGCUCAUUUUUUGAUGGCUUGACCCUUCCGAUAUACCCAGUGGGGCCUAUUUUGAGGCUCCAACGUGAUGAAGGUGACAAAGGGUUAGAUAGGGCUCGUGAGAAAGAGGAGAUCAAGAAGUGGCUUGAUGAUCAACCUCCAUCAUCCGUGGUGUUCUUGUGUUUUGGAAGCAUGGGAAGCUUUGACGAGGAUCAGUUGAAGGAGAUUUCAAAGGCAUUAGAACAUAGUGGCCAUCGAUUUUUAUGGUCCCUACGUCGAGCUCCACCAAAGGGUACGAUUGUAUUCCCUAGUGGUUAUGAUAAUCCAAAGGAAAUAUUGACGGAUGGAUUCUUGGAUCGAACGUCUAUGCUUGGAAAAAUCAUUGGAUGGGCUCCACAAACAGACAUCUUGGCUCAUCCAGCAGUUGGAGGAUUUGUAUCGCAUUGUGGAUGGAAUUCUAUACUAGAAAGCCUAUGGUUUGGUGUGCCAAUUGCUGCCUGGCCAAUAGAUGGGGAGCAACAAUUAAAUGCCUUUCAAAUGGUGGUUGAGUUAGGAUUAGGUGUGGAAAUUAAAUUAGAUUAUAGGAAGGAUUUUUUGAGUGAUGAUGAAGUUAAAAUGGUGACUGCUGAGGAGAUAGAAAGAGGUAUAAAUAGUUUGAUGCAGAGUAAUAGUGAAAUAAAGAGAAAGGUGAAAGAGAUGAGUGAAAAGAGCAAGAAAGCCUUGAUGGAAAGUGGAUCUUCACACACUUCAUUUGGUCAUUUUAUUGACAAUUUGAUGAGCUAG